UGAGCAAUACCAGCUUUGGACAGACAGGGGGCGCUGCGGCUGCACCCAAAGACAGCUUCACUAACGCUCUGACCAAGAACUCAGUGGCCAUGCUGGUGUGGCUGGCCCUCAGUGUCAUCAACAGCAGCAUGGUGCACACCUUCCUGCGACACAGCAUCUUCUUUGAGAACCCGCGCUACAUCAUGUUCAUCUGCAUGGUGAUGAACGACGCCCUGCAGCUGACCCUGGUGACGGCCCUGUACGUGGCCAGCUACAUCUUCAGGAAGAUCCACGCCUCCGUCUGCUGCCUUCUGAUCAUGACAGCGGUCCUCACCACCCGCUCCACGCCGCUCAUCCUGGCCGGCAUGGCCGUGGAGCGCUACAUCGCCAUCUGCUUCCCACUGCACUACAUCCAGAUGUGCACGGUCCCUCGCACGCGCCUCCUCAUCUGCGUCAUCUUCCUGCUCGCCGCCACGCCGCCCAUCACCGACCUCCUGGUCAUCCUGGUCACGGAGCCCCCGAGCUUCCUCCGCACCACCAUCUUCUGCGACCACUCGCUGCUCUUCCCCGACCGGGCCAACUACUACAAGAACUGCAUUUUCGACGGCACGUACCUGUCCGGCGUGGCUCUGACGCUGCUCUACACCUACUGCAGGAUCAUGCUGACGGCGCGGGCGGCCUCCGCGGGCCUGGCCUUGGUGAAGAGAGCCAGAAACACCGUGCUGCUGCACGGGGUGCAGGUGGGUGUCACAGCCGGGCAACCGCCCCUGAGUGUGCAGCGUGAGCUGAGCAGUGAUGACACUCAACCAGCAUCUCUGCAGCUGUGCAUGCUCGCCUUCGUGGUUCCCUCCCUGCAGGCCGCCCUCAUCUCCAUCUUCCCUCGCCUGAGCCUGGAGAUCCGCUACGUCUUCUUCCUGCUCGUCUACAUCAUCCCCCGCUUCCUCAGCCCCAUCAUCUACGGCUUCCGGGACGAGCUGUUCAGGAAGUACUGGUUGCGGCACCUGGCGUUUCGGAGCCACACCGUCGCCAGGGUCCGGCCCUCGUUACAGAGAGGGAACGUUCGGAUGAACCCGAAGACGAGCGCCACUGACUGUCCGUCCACUGCUCCGUCCGCCUGAGCUCUGCUGCAUUCGCGUGGUUUGAAUUUCACGGCCUUCUGUACAGUCGGCGUGCGGCCGAUGGAUUCAUGGUGACUGUUGGAAAAGUUGUUGUUGUGUGCUGAUAUUCAUAUAUAUCUCAGUAAUGUCCAGAGACACUGGGGUCCCGAGUUGGUGGACGACAGAUCAUGGUGAAAAUAUCAAUUUGUGACUCGGAUAUGACGACAUGCGACUUCAGAAAGUGUGGAAAAUACUGUGAGAUUAAUUUGUAAAGACUCUUAAACAAAGCAUCAUGGGAACUGGGAUGUUUUGAUGUUUAGUGCAUUUGUCAUUAAAGGGCCUUCACAUACCCAGUGACAGUAGGAAAAGAGAUAGGUCCAUUUGAGACGAUGUACCCACCUGCUUCUAUAUUACGGGUCGACCGAUUAUUAUUAUUUCAUUAUAAAAUGCACUUCUUUGGCUCUGAUGAAGUCGCUGUAACGACUCUCUGGACUUUAUCAAUGUCCCGUCCAUGUUUGUUCGACUUCAUAAUAAUGCUGCCUGCACUCUGUGUGUGAAGGUCAUGUGGAAAGGUUCUGUGAAAUGCUUUCAACAAAGUUUUAUGACAAUAGUA
Scophthalmus maximus (turbot) is the source of this 1689-nucleotide messenger RNA. RefSeq names its product odorant receptor 131-2-like. Gene Ontology annotation, cellular component: membrane. Bases 90 to 1097 code for a protein of 335 amino acids. Gene Ontology annotation, molecular function: G protein-coupled receptor activity. Gene Ontology annotation, biological process: G protein-coupled receptor signaling pathway. The record is from RefSeq and is a predicted model, not a curated record. The transcript has 4 exons. NCBI's taxonomy places the organism in Eukaryota, Metazoa, Chordata, Actinopteri, Pleuronectiformes, Scophthalmidae.